GGGCACCCUACCAAUCACACAGCAUUCUCUUCGAGGAACCUGGGCUCUUUAAAGCCCAGCAGAGGUAGGCGAAAGAGGCUUUUUCAGGUCUUCAGGUGGGUCAGGAUUUCUGCUGGGAAGCAUCACGAGAAGGGAGGGGUUGCAUAAAGAUGGCAAAAAGUGAUGAUGGCAUGCGCAUCUUGCAGGGUCUAUUAGUCUUUGGAAAUGUGAUCAUUGGGAUGUGUGGCAUUGCCCUGACAGCAGAGUGCAUCUUCUUUGUGUCUGAUCCGCAUGGUCUCUACCCCCUGCUGGAAGCCACAGAAAACGAUGACAUCUAUGCUGCUGCGUGGAUUGGAAUCUUUGUUGGUUUUGCACUCUUUGCUCUGUCUAUCCUUGGUAUCAUUGGAGUCAUCAAAUCCAGCAGGACCUUACUGCUGGUGUAUAUUAUUCUGAUGCUGAUCACUUAUGCCUUUGAAAUGGCUUCCUGCAUCACAGCAGCAACCCACCGAGACUUCCUCACUCCAAAUCUCUUCCUGAAGCAAAUGCUGGAGAGGUAUCAGAAGUCAGAGACAGACAAUAACAAUGACAAAUGGAUGUCUGAAGGGGUCACAAAGACAUGGAAUAAACUCAUGCUUCAGAACCAGUGCUGCGGUGUGCAGGGCCCCUCCGACUGGCAAGAGUAUACGUCUGCCUUCCGUGUCACGCACAGCGAUGCUGACUUCCCUUGGCCACGCAAUUGCUGUGUGUUGGAUGCCCGAGGUUCUCCUGUCAAUCUUGAUGGCUGCAAGCUUGGAGUCCCUGGUUACUAUAACAGCAACGGUUGUUAUGAUGCUAUUUCUGGGCCACUGAACACACAUGCCUGGGGUGUUGCCUGGUUUGGUUUUGCCAUUCUCUGCUGGACUUUCUGUGUCCUCCUUGGUACCAUGUUCUACUGGAGCAGAAUUGGAUACUGAAGGCCCAGUGUCCUCAGCACUGUCCUGAAGCACUGUGUGAAACUGCAUUCAUCUGUCUCCUGCUUCAUAGUCCUGUGUCAUGGAGGAUUUGAAGUUUUCCCACUACCUCUCCCAUAUAUACUUUUGCCCCUGCAAAAAUUUGACACACAGAGCUGAUGACUGCAAGAGAGAAUCUUCUUAUCUCUUCUUUGUCCCUUGUUCUGCAGCCUUAAUGCCUCCUGGCUGAGGCACAAUCCUUCCUUCACUGUGCAAGAAAUCCUUGGAGCAAAUGAUAAGAAGUGAUCUGAUUUGUUCUCUUAUGGCAUCAGAAAGGAAAAGGUCCAUAUACGCUUGCUCCAGAAAAAUGUUUUUCUAAAGCUAGGUUGAAUGUAAAUCAUAAUGACAAAGGCUCCGGCAAGAGCUACAUGAGCAAAACUUCAACCUCCCAUGACCAAUAAAGACGAUGCUGCAAGGGAGAAGACUACAGACCUCUCUAAUGCGUUUUAUUGUUCAACUUCUGUUCCUGGUCUCUGAAACCGCUUGCCUUAGGAUAAGGCAGAUUCUCCAAGAGUUUAAGUGUGUCUGCUGUAAAGACAUGUCACAGAUAUAAAGCCUGUUGCCAGUCAAGCCCAAUAAAAGGCUAGCUCACUCCUCAGCAAUAUGCUGCCUAUAUUCAAGCCUAUCUCCUGUCACUGAUGAAACUACUGUGUGCGCUCCUAUCUUCAGAAGUGCCAGUCCAGAAAAAGCUCCUCUUACUAACAAGCGACUCCUUCAAAAAGCUGUCAUGUUCUUCACACAAGUUUUCAUACAUCUACAGGCUGGAACUUGUGCAGAAUACAAGUGGCCAUGUGCUGUAGUUCACUUUGUGAAUGUGGCUGUCCCAUAUCCCUAGGUUACUAUGCUUCUUGCUUCAGCUACCUGCAUGUAUAUGGUUACGUUCCCUAUGUACUUCCCUUCCUAAUCUCCAGAUCAGGCAGAACAAACAGCAAAUAAUGGCAAUGAGUAACUCUUGUGAAAAAUGCGAGCGAGAAGCUAACUGAACCAAAUCUAGUCAUUGAAUCUGCAGUUACAAUUCUCACUCAGUUAAACAAAGGCUGUUUACUUUGGCCCAGACUUUUCUGGUGUCUUUCCUAGUGAACAAUUCAGCAGUUACAGGUGUUAUGUGAAAUAUGCUCCCUGUAUAGAACAUGUUAAGGUGAAGUCUUUUCCUAAGGUUUACUGGUUCAGGUCCUGACACUUGCCAGCUGCCUUGAUUCUUUCGUUUUUGUAUAUUCACCAAAAUACCAAUUAAAAAGAAUUCAAGUGAAUUUUUUUUUGUUCAAGAUUUUGUGUUUGGGAAGGGGAAAUCAUAAAGGUCUGGAUCUGGUACAUCUGGGGCAUUGCCAAGGCAGGUUACACAGUCCUGUGACCCAUCCUCAAGAUCGGAGUGCAAAGCACCAUGCUACAAAAGCUCUGUAGCUGAAUAGUCUCUUGCUAGGGUACUGUGGGAGAGAAAGAGGCAGCUAUGAGAGCGAACAGCUUGAAGAAGAAACAGCUCCUUCCAACACGGAGCAGUUUUGCUGAAUGUGUAUGCCUUUGGAAAGGAAAAUCCAUGUAGAUCAGCCACUCCGCUUGGUCAGUGGGGUUGUGUCUGUCUUGGAGAGCAUGAACUAUCAGUAAUUUCCAUAAGGAAUUUAAUCUUCAGCACUUUCUUGUAAGACGCGAAGACAUGGAUGGAUCAUGAGGACUGUGUAUGGAAGUGGUCUGGGUUUGGUUUUUAAUUAUUUUUGUGUGUGUAUGUUGCUGAAAGCUACAGUAACACAUAAAUCUAAAGAAAUCUGAAGAGAAUCAAUGCCUGCCUAAAUUAGGCAGAAAUAAUAAAAACUCCAUUCUGUGCUACUUACCAUGAACUACAAAUCCCUGGCGACUGCAACAGCAGAGAGGAGAGAAAUUGGGGAGGAGGGACAGUGCAGGCACAUAGCCUCUGUCCUUGUUUGGCCAAACCCCUACAAUCUCUCCUCAGGUCAUGGCAGCCUUUGUGGGUAGCUGCACACCUCCAUAAAGGUGUCUUGCUCUAGUUAUUUCUGAAACCCAAGUAGCUCUGCAGAUGGGUGAAACAACUGGCUAUGGGACUUUCUAGAGACUAGUAAGGCCUUCUGCAUACAGACGUGUCUGGAGACAUGGCCUAUGGAAAACUUAAGGACAGCAGAAGUGGAUAAUUUCAAAUAUUAUCUUCCUUUUCUGAUUUUUUGCUUUGGACCCAGAGGUCUCUUCCUUCCUGCUGAAUGUGGUAUGAUUAUAGCACUGUACUCAAUAUA
Cuculus canorus (common cuckoo) is the source of this 3208-nucleotide messenger RNA. It is a transcript of the gene UPK1B, whose product is annotated as uroplakin 1B. The transcript is spliced from 8 exons. Bases 150 to 932 code for a protein of 260 amino acids. Lineage: Eukaryota; Metazoa; Chordata; Aves; Cuculiformes; Cuculidae. Gene Ontology annotation, cellular component: membrane. The record is from RefSeq and is a predicted model, not a curated record.